Nilaparvata lugens (brown planthopper) is the source of this 1986-nucleotide messenger RNA. It is a transcript of the gene Idh3b, whose product is annotated as isocitrate dehydrogenase [NAD] subunit beta, mitochondrial-like. The record is from RefSeq and is a predicted model, not a curated record. Gene Ontology annotation, cellular component: mitochondrion. The transcript has 9 exons. NCBI's taxonomy places the organism in Eukaryota, Metazoa, Arthropoda, Insecta, Hemiptera, Delphacidae. Gene Ontology annotation, molecular function: oxidoreductase activity, acting on the CH-OH group of donors, NAD or NADP as acceptor; NAD binding; magnesium ion binding. Gene Ontology annotation, biological process: tricarboxylic acid cycle; isocitrate metabolic process. The coding region runs from base 397 to 1521 and encodes 374 amino acids.
AUUUCUCAAUAACAAACACAUUACCAGUACUCCCACUUUGGCACUGAUAUUUUGAGGUCCAGAUAUUUCCAAUUCCGCCAUCUGACAAACAAAUAAUUUGAGUUCCAGAUACUCCCAAUUCCGCCUAGCAGCAUAUUCCGAGUUCCGGAUAAUUCCAAUUUCGCUGUCUGACAAAUAUUCGGAGUUCCAGAUAUUUCCAAUUUCGCGGCCCCAAUCAACUACACCGUUCACCGUUUUCUCAGAACGAACCCAAUAGUGAUUCCUUCUCUCUAAUGGCUAACCUCAAUUUAUAGAUAAUGUUUGCUGUUUAGUGCUUCUUCUAUGCAGAUGCUUCUAUCUGUGGUGUCAUCUGCUCUUCUUGAACCGUUUUAACUUUUUAACCUCUCCUCGUUCAAAAUGGCUCUAGCUACCAAGAACCUUUUCAACCUUCUCUCUAAAGGACUGAAAUUUCAUCCAGUAACAUCUUCCAGCUUGGUUAAAUUUGCCCACACAUCUUCAGAAAACAUUCCAGAGGGUCGUACCAAAUGUACUCUAAUCCCAGGAGAUGGAGUUGGGCCAGAAUUGGUGUAUUCAGUUCAGGAGGUUUUCAAGGCUGCUAAUGUACCCGUUGAUUUUGAGAUGUUCUUCCUGUCUGAAGUGCAUCAUGCUAUUAGUGCACCACUCGACGAUGUAUCCAACUCAAUCAAGAAGAAUGGUAUCUGCCUCAAGGGCAUCCUGGCCACACCGGACUAUAGCCACACGGGCGAACUGCAGACGCUGAACAUGAAGCUGCGCCGCGUGUUGGACUUGUACGCGAACGUAGUGCACGUGAAGUCGUUGCCGGGCAUCAAGUGUCGCCACCAGAACAUCGACACCGUCAUCAUCCGCGAGCAGACCGAGGGCGAGUACUCGGCGCUCGAACACGAGAGUGUCAAGGGAGUAGUUGAGUGUCUGAAGAUCAUAACCGCGGCCAAGUCGCAGCGAAUAGCCAAGUUCGCGUUCGAUUACGCCACCAGGAAUAACAGAAAGAAGGUGACAGCAAUCCACAAGGCCAACAUUAUGAAAUUGGGCGACGGAUUAUUUUUAAAAAGUUGUCAGGAGAUGGCGAAACUGUACCCGAAGAUCGAGUUCGAGGCGAUGAUCGUGGACAACUGCACGAUGCAGAUGGUGAGCAAGCCGCAGCAGUUUGACGUGAUGGUGACACCUAACCUCUACGGCAACAUCAUCGACAACAUCUUCUCGGGAAUUGUGGGCGGCGCAGGUGUUGUCGCCGGCGCAUCCUACAGUCCCGAGUGUGUUGUCUUCGAGCCGGGCGCAAGACAUACUUUUUCGGAAGCUGUUGGUAAGAAUGUAGCCAAUCCCACGGCCAUGCUGCUGUGCUCAGCUAAAAUGCUGCACCAUGUCAAUCUGGGUUACUAUGGUACCAUGAUUCGCAAUGCGGUCAACAGUGUACUCCAAGAAGGAAAGAUCAAAACAAAGGAUCUUGGUGGCCAGUCUACAACCAACGAGUUCACAUACGCAAUCAUCAACAAUCUACGUUGAUUUUGUCUAGACCAAUAACCAAUUGCAAAAGUAUUAUAAGUAGGUGCUUAUCCGUGAAUAGUUUGUUCGAGUAGCAAGUAUUCUGUCCUGACAUAAAAAAUACCAUGCGUGAAAAAGUUAGAAGGAUAUUUAACCUAAAGUUUCGACCACUUUUAUCAUUUUGUUUUUUAAAUUUGAACCAUUAUUGAUAGAAAAAUUUUUCAUAUCAUCUUUAAAGCUCAAUCCAUUGUACAUAACAUUGUUAGAGAGAGUUCUUAUUUUUCGUUAUUGAAAGUAGGCAACUUAGUCUAAAUUCAUUCACUCCUGAACGGAUUGUUAUAAAAUUUGUGAUUCUGUAAGUGAUGUAGGUAUUUCUGAUUGUUAUGACAAUAUAUAAAUCAAAGAAUUUUUAUUGAGAAGUUUGUCUCAAUAAUGUGUUGAUGUAAGUAUAUUUAUUUAUUUAAUAAAUAUUAGAUCAAUUUGAAA